This is a messenger RNA of Calliphora vicina (urban bluebottle blowfly), 3929 nucleotides long. RefSeq names its product zinc finger protein 729. The record is from RefSeq and is a predicted model, not a curated record. Bases 66 to 3917 code for a protein of 1283 amino acids. Gene Ontology annotation, molecular function: zinc ion binding. Lineage: Eukaryota; Metazoa; Arthropoda; Insecta; Diptera; Calliphoridae. The transcript has 4 exons. Gene Ontology annotation, cellular component: nucleus.
UUGUUAUCAUUUGAGAAUUUUUUUAUUGACUUGAUAUGGAUAUUUAUUUUUUGUUUACAUUUUAAAUGAUGUUGUCUGUGGAAAAUUUGCGACAAUAUUGUCGUACCUGUCUGAUCAAGUUAGAGAUAACUAUUGAAGAUCAUACUACAAAAGCUAUUCCCACAAGUAAAUGCCCUGACCUAGAGCGUUUAAUAGAAGUAUGCCUUGCGAGGACUACUGCGGGUGACGAUAGUUUGUGUUACUAUGCACCAUUUCUGUGUCGCUCCUGUUUCGACAAAUGGAUGGAUUUUUUAAAACUCUACCAACUAGCUAUUACGGCCGAUGAAAAAAUAAGAAAUGUAUUAGAAAAAGAAGUUCUUAAAACUGAAAACAAAGAUGAAGGCAAUUUUAAAAAGAACACACAAAAUGAAAAUUUUAAUGAGUAUUUGAUUGAUGCCGAAGCCUUAGUCGAUAUACACGAGGUAGAAAAAUAUGAAACAGAAUCUCCAUUUUAUACGAAUAGUCAUUCAAAUACGCCAAUCAAUGAUAUUCAGUACAAAGCAACUCAUAUAGAUGAUGGCACUCAACUAAAUAGGGAAUUAGAAACUGAAGAAAUAGAAAUACCAAUAUCAAAAGAUUAUGAUGAUGAUUGUGUUCACAGCUCUUCAGAUAACGCGGAUGAUAUUGAUUUUACACCUAAAAAGCCGCUAAAUCAAAAACGUAUAAAAAUAAAAAAUUCUCAAAAGAAUAAAAAGACUAGAAAAUCAUCGUGUAUAUUAAAGAAAACUUAUAAGACCAGAAAAUCAUUACUUAAGUGUAACAAAAAUCAAAUACGCCCAGAAAUUCAGAAUGAAUAUACCACAGACAUCGGCGAUAAUGAUAAUGCGGCAAAAAAAGUUCGAUAUCAAUGCGAACCAUGCAAUCAAUAUUUUUGGGAGAAAAAUAAGUAUGAUGGGCAUGUGAAACAAGUACACGAGGGUAUCAGACGUCCAUACCAAUGUCUACAAUGUGAUAAAGCAUAUAAUCUGUACAAAACUCUUUUGCAGCAUAAACGAGAGUGUCACAGUGAAAAAUCGAAAGAAAUAUUUAAAUGUGACAAAUGUGAUAAAAUAUUUAAAACAGCAGUAAUUCUUAAACAACACCUGACCAAUAAGCAUUCCGAGCAGAAAGAGGCCAUGCGUUCCAUUUGUGAUCAGUGCGGUUUUAUUGCAGCUCAUCAAUAUUCGUUGUCGCGUCAUAUCAUAAACAAACAUACUGAAACAGAUCAAAUAAAAUGCGAUCAUUGUCCGAAGGUUUUCAAAACCCAAUACUCACUCAAAUAUCACGUGAUAGGCAAUCACAACCCAUCCAAUAUAAAACCAUUUAAGUGCCCCGAGUGCCAAAUGGGAUUUACACGUAAAACGUUGUUAAAUCAACAUAAGCGUACCCACAUCAAAUACACUGAACGUAUCAAAUGCGAUUUUGAAGGCUGUGAGGUGCGUUUCGUUAAGCACGGCGAUAAAACUCAUCAUAUGAGGUUGGUUCACUUAAAAGUAAAACAACAUAUUUGUGAUUUUUGCGGUGAGGCAUUUGGCGCCAUGCAAACACUGCGUCAUCACCGAUUUAUUCACACUGGAGAAAAACCUUAUAAAUGUAAUGUUUGUGGUCAAGGAUUUCGCCAACGCACCGCAAUGAAGACGCACCGAAAGAUACAUUUUGGUAAAGAUACAGAAAGGCAGGAUCUUAUUAAUAAUUUACCAGAAAUUAACUUAAGCUUAGUAAAUACUUUAAACACAAAUAAUUCCAAUUUUUUGCGAAAAUUUUAUAAAAAUUUAAUUACUGAAUGUAAAUUAGUAGUUAUGAUAACAUUAACGAAAAAUAAUGCGAAGGAACGGUGUCGCACUUGUUUGUGUAAACUACUGAAAGAUGAAGACAAUGAUGAGAAUGUAGUCACUUAUUUUUCAAACAAGUUUGUCGAUAUCAACACAAAUAAGCAAUUGCAAGAAAUGCUGGAAAAAUAUGUGUACACAGAAGGUGGAGUGGAUUUGUGCAAUGAUCAAUCAUACCCGCAAUAUGUAUGCUUGGAAUGUUUGAAGCACUUGCAAACGUUUGAGACGUUUCAAAAUAAGGCUAUGGAUAGUGCUAAGAAACUAUACAAAGUCUUCAGUGGCAAUUGUAUGGUACCUAAAAUAGAGCUGAAUGAUGAUGGACUCGAAUGUAAGGACAAUAAAGUGGAACAAAUAAGUGAUUGCGUGAAAGAUGACAUUUUCAAUUUAUUUCUGAAGGAUUCUUUGAUGGAGACCGAAGCAAUUAUUCUAGAUGACACCGAUAACAAUAACGAUUUCAAUAAUAUGGACCCAGAUCCAUUUCAAAAUACACAAAAGCCAGAGAAUAUAAGAAAACCAAGAACACGAAGAGCUAAAGGGAAAAGUGAUUCUCUUCCCAAUAGUAAAUCAAAUUACCGCAAAUCCAAAAAGUCUAAUAUGACGGUAGAAAAUGAAUCAAUAAAUAAAAAACUUGAAACCAUAACGGCGUUACAGACUAAAAAUAAAACAGACAAAUGGGCGGCGGAACAGGGUGACAGUGAUGAAAAUUUCGAUUGGCAGGAAAGUUCGUUCCAAGAUCCAGGUGAUGAUUCGUCCGAUAAUGAAGUACUAAGUAAUAAAAUUCCACAUUCCGAAAUAGCAGAUAAAGUAAGAAAACAAAAACCAAGAAAAUGCAAUGUUAAAUUGAAUGAAGAAAACUCAUUUUCAAAUCGUGAAUUUAGAGUCGAAUCACAGGAAACAGAAAAACAAUCGAAGGACGACUUAAAAGAAAAUAAUUCCACCAGUUCAACAUCUAGAAAUAGCAUAGAGUUAGAAAAACAACCUUUAGAAAUUAUAAAAACUGAACUAGAUUCCGAUGGUGAAGCAUCAUCUGACAGUGAGUUUAAUACACAGGCAAAUAUACUGUCAAAGCCAGCAAAGAUAGAAAAGAAAAAACGACAUUAUAUUUUAAACAGUGGUCGUAAGAAAGGUUUAGCCAAUAGGUAUAAGUGUGAUCAAUGUCAGCACAAGUUUGGUCACAAACUUACCCUGGAGGCACACGUCCGUAAAGUACAUGAAGGUCAAAAAAAGGCUUUCAGGUGCCAACUUUGUGAUAAGGCAUAUUCAUUUGUGGGAGGAUUGUCUACUCACAUUAGAGACGUACAUGAACGUAAACAAGACUCGUAUGAUUGUAGUGUGUCGGGAUGUGAUAAAAAGUAUAGCAACUUUAUAACGCUACAACGUCAUGUACGUUUUAAGCAUCUCAAUAUGGAGUCGACGCAUCAAUACGUAUGUGAACAGUGUGGAGCCACGUUUAAACAGAGUUCAAAUUUACGUUAUCACAUGAAAACUCGCCAUCCAACUGAAGAGGAUCUGAAGCGUAAAGAACUGCUGCCUAAGGAUCGUUUGGAAUGCGAGGAAUGUAAAAAAUCGUUUCAUUCUCAGUACACACUUAAGUAUCACAAACUGCGAGUACAUGCUGACGAAAAGAAAUUCGAAUGUAAAAUAUGUGGCCGUCGAGUAGCUAAACAAUUCAUGUUGGACUCCCACAUGUUGGUGCACUCUGACCAGAAGUUGGCCUGCAAGUUCUGCGGUCGAGAGUUCGUUCGCAAAUAUCAGGUGGAAGCCCACAUUAGAGCGGUACAUCAAAAACUAAAACCUUUCCAGUGUCCACAUUGCAGUGAAAGCUUUGCCUCACGAAAAACCUUACGCCACCACAUAUAUAUACACACUGGUGAAAAGCCUUACGUAUGCGAUAUUUGCGGUCAGGCCUAUCGGCAGCCAACAUGUUUGAAAAAUCAUCGUAAAAUUCAUAAUAAGCUUAGUGCAAAUGAUGCGGCCACUGCUAUAGCAGCUAAUCGCAGUUUUAUAAAUAACUUUGUACAAAACAAUGAUGCAUUGACGAAUGGGGAGGAAAAUUUAGUAUUAAAUUAAUUUAUUUGUAAA